Molecule: messenger RNA, 495 nt
Organism: Suillus discolor
Lineage: Eukaryota; Fungi; Basidiomycota; Agaricomycetes; Boletales; Suillaceae
Exons: 6
Coding region: 1-495 (164 amino acids)
Source: RefSeq, a predicted model, not a curated record
AUGAGCCUCCCAAGAGGAGAGCGUCUUAUUAUGCAGCCUGAGAGGAUCGCAAUGCAAUUUGUUCGAGUAGCGCAGCACUUCUUGCUUCCUGCCCACCAUGAUGCAUAUGCCACCCUUUUGGGCAAGCCGAAUGCGAUGGUAGGUAUCUCCCACUUCUUCUCAGCAGAGCAGACCAUGUCGACGGCCAUACCAUUUGUCAUCGAGCGUGUUUUCUUCUCACCUCAAGUCAUAUUUCUCAAUGGCGCACUCUCCACUGCAAGGCCAGAGCUCACCGCCGUUUUCUACAACAUUCCAGUACAAGUCAAACCCUCUCAAAUGGUCUUCUGUGUCAUGCGUGGGGCUCACAUUGGUGUAGUGGCAGGCUGGGAGAAUGCGCUUAACUGCGUUCUGGGUGUCACUGACGCUGUUUACUAUGAUGUUGAUUCCGUCGCAAUUGGGGAGGAAAAAGUUAGGAUUGCAAUCGAUGAAGGACACAUUGAGAUGGUGGAACCCUAG